GGACCUCUGUCUUUGAAAUUCCUGUCUCUGCCUGUGUAUAUAUGUGUUGGUCUGCAUUGCAUGCUGGGCACAACUGUCCAUCUGGCAGCUGAAACCCAGCAGAAGGCGCUGCUAUAUGGCUGCACAUGCAGGCCAAAGAAGGAGCAUUGCUUGUUGCAUGCGUAUUGCGUAAUUAUGGAUUGUGUUUGAAGCCGAAGAGAAAUUAAGAUUAUUUUGCACUCAUCCACUUUGAUCCGUCCUACAUUUCCCUCCGAUCAUUUGAGCGAGCGAGGACACUGCGGAUAAAUAUUCGUUCGCUCUGUGUGCUGAUCUCUGAGUCUGAAGCUGGCAUGACCGCGUCUGUGGUCAUACAUUUCCAGGGACUUUGCCAGCAGUCAUCCCUCGUUUCAUUUUCCAAAACUCCACGAGCUUUUUCACUGAUCCGGCCCUUCUCUGUUGGGAAACACCAUGGUUACGGCGCUGGCAAGAGCUGACCUCGGCCGCUGCAAACAAACACAUGCGCAGGGAGCACAAACACACACUGCUGCUGCCGCUACAGUCCCCCCCCCCCCCACCAGAAUUGGGCGAUUGACAUAUCCCCCAUGGCUUCGGGGCCUCACUAGUCAGAGCUAAGCAGUAAUCAAAGCAGACACACAGGUCGAACUUUAUUAUGAGCACUCGAUACCAGCUGCGGGAACAGCCACAGGUCCUCUGAAAACACAGUAGACAGGAAAGAGCAGGGAAAUCAAAAACGGGCAGCAGAUACAUUGCGGCUUCGCUUGGGCCUGGAGUGCUGGUUUGAAGCUUUGGACUCAAUGAUGACCUUUUUUCUCGGAUAUUAAGUUGAACUUUCAGGACUUUCGUGGUGCCGGCGUGGAGAAAGUGAAGCUGAUGACCUGACAAAGGAGAACCUCUCAGAUUUUCUGCACAUCCAGUGUCAGCACAUUGUCCUGAAACCGUUGAGUCAAGAGCAAACCUCAGUGUGAGAGCCUCAGCUGGACAGGAACAGAGACUUUAAGUCAUCACCAUUACAGGCUGUGAGGACCAAGUGACUUCCUGACCCCACUGGUCUGUAGUGGUCCCACCACCAUGGGGAAGACUGGGCGGAGCACAGUGGAUUUAAACUCCCCGACGGAGGUCAAACAAGCAGUUCCCUUCGAGGAGCUGGAUCCUGUGGCGCCCCCUGCAGAUGAAAAGAAGAAAGAAGAGCCACCCGACAGGGGGAGCUGGAAGGGAAAGUUUGAUUUCUUGCUGUCGUGUGUGGGAUACGCCAUUGGUCUCGGAAACGUCUGGAGGUUCCCUUAUCUGUGUGGCAAGAAUGGUGGAGGGGCCUUUCUGAUCCCAUAUUUUCUGACCCUGGUGUUUGCUGGGAUACCUCUGUUCUUCUUGGAGACGUCUCUGGGACAGUUCACCUCAGUUGGAGGGCUCGGGGUGUGGAAGCUCUUGCCCAUGAUGAAAGGUGUCGGUUUGGCUGCAGUGGUCCUGUCCUUCUGGCUCAACAUCUACUAUAUAAUCAUCAUUGCCUGGGCACUCUACUACUUAUUCAACUCCUUUGGUUCGGAGCUGCCUUGGCAAAGCUGCGAUAACCCCUGGAACACGGAAAAAUGCUUUUGUAACUACAGUCUGACAGACACCACCAACCUGACCAGCGCCGUCACCGAGUUCUGGGAGCGUAACAUGCACCAGCUGUCUAGCGGUCUGGAGGAGCCAGGGGAGAUUCGCUGGCCCUUGGUGGGCACUCUGGCUCUGGCCUGGGUGCUCGUCUAUUUUUCCAUCUGGAAAGGAGUGGAGUGGACGGGGAAGGUGGUCUAUUUCUCAGCCACCUAUCCCUACUUCAUGCUGUUCAUCCUCUUCUUCCGCGGGGUCACCCUGCCUGGAGCCAUCGACGGGAUCCGCUUCUACAUCACCCCCGACUUCAACAAGCUCAUCCGCUCUGAGGUGUGGCUGGAUGCAGCAACUCAGAUCUUCUUCUCCUACGGGCUCGGCCUGGGCUCGCUCAUCGCACUGGGGAGCUACAACUCUUACAACAACGAUGUCUACAAGGACUCCAUCAUAGUGUGCUGCAUCAACUCCUGCACCAGCAUGUUUGCCGGCUUCGUCAUCUUCUCUAUUGUAGGCUUCAUGUCCUAUAUCACCAAGAAACCUGUGCAAGAGUUGGCAGCAUCAGGUCCAGGUCUGGCGUUUUUAGCUUAUCCUCAGGCCGUCACCCAGCUGCCCAUGUCGUCUCUGUGGGCCAUCCUCUUCUUCUCCAUGCUCAUGAUGCUGGGCCUGGACAGUCAGUUCUGCACAGUGGAAGGCUUCAUCACCGCUCUGAUGGAUGAAUAUCCCAUGGUGCUGAGGAAGAGGAAGAAGGUCUUCAUCCUCAUCGUCUGUCUCAUCUCCUUCAUCAUCGGCUUCUCUAACAUCACACAGGGCGGUCUCUACGUGUUCAAGCUGUUUGAUUACUACUCCGCCAGCGGGAUGUGCCUUCUCUAUCUCGUCUUCUUCGAAACCGUCUCCAUAUCCUGGUUUUAUGGAGCUGAAAGGUUUUAUAAGGACAUCGAGGACAUGAUCGGCUACAGGCCAUGUGUCUGGUGGAAGCUCUGCUGGAAGUUCUUCACGCCGCUCAUCUGCCUGGGGGUGUUUACCUUCAGUGCCAUCGAGAUGACCCCCCUCACCUUGGGGAAGUACGUGUACCCGCUGUGGGGCCAAGUGAUCGGCUGGUUCAUGGCGCUGUCCUCCAUGGUUCUGAUCCCGGGUUACUUCAUCUACAUGCUCUGCACCACCAAGGGCAGCAUCAAACAGCGUUGGCGGACGAUGACAACCUCCCUGGAGGACGAGAGGUCAUCGAAGCAUGAAGAAUUUACGCGCACGGGGAGCGUGGGCGAAGCUCCCGUCUAACCAGGACUGUUCAGGUCGAAAUAACCCCACUGGCAUUUUCUCCCCUCUGCCUCGACCUGCCGUAGCUGACAUUUGAAAUUUUGACAACUGGACGGAUGGAAUAUUGUACAGUAUGUUACAACAGGGUUGUUUUUUUUCCUCCAUCUUAAAUUAUGCCGAAAAAUCAGGCAACUAAAAGGAGGGGGGGUCAGGAUAGAAUGAAAUGAAAUGAUGUGCAUACACCACAUAUAUACCACGACGUCACCCUACUUGUAUAUUUUAUCAACAACUCAACAAAAUUACUGUUAUAAGGCCACAAAUGUCAUAAAUGUUGUUGUACAGAGGCAUUAAAAAAAUCUGGUAAAACUUGAUUCUAGGUGUGAAACUGUAAUGCGAUAUAAUUUGCUUGUGGUAGCUUAAAGAACAGACAAACCAGCCACUGUGAUGUUGACUAUAUUAUUAAUGUCAUUAAAGGUGUACAGGCUGUUUGUUGUUCUCAGUUAACCCCCACUUGGAGAUGUGUUCUAAAUGAUGAUGUUGUGUAAUCGAAAGUGUUAGAAGACUGUAAAUAUAAUUGUGUCAUUACGUCGAGUACGUUUAUUUUUUAAGUUGUUUCAUACUGUGGGUUGCAUUCAGUGCGAUAAAAUGCUCUGAUUGGUCAGUUUUGGGGCAGAUUAUGUCAAAUGAUGAUGUAUGAAGGAUUUUAUGUCAGUUUUUAAUGUGUUAAAAACUAAAAAAUAAACUGCAGCUGGUAACUCA
Acanthopagrus latus (yellowfin seabream) is the source of this 3597-nucleotide messenger RNA. It is a transcript of the gene slc6a1l, whose product is annotated as solute carrier family 6 member 1, like. The transcript is spliced from 15 exons. Gene Ontology annotation, biological process: sodium ion transmembrane transport; neurotransmitter transport. Gene Ontology annotation, molecular function: gamma-aminobutyric acid:sodium:chloride symporter activity. Gene Ontology annotation, cellular component: plasma membrane. The record is from RefSeq and is a predicted model, not a curated record. The coding region runs from base 1069 to 2859 and encodes 596 amino acids. Lineage: Eukaryota; Metazoa; Chordata; Actinopteri; Spariformes; Sparidae.